Molecule: messenger RNA, 1053 nt
Organism: Aspergillus fumigatus Af293
Lineage: Eukaryota; Fungi; Ascomycota; Eurotiomycetes; Eurotiales; Aspergillaceae
Exons: 1
Coding region: 1-1053 (350 amino acids)
Source: RefSeq, a predicted model, not a curated record
AUGGGAAAGCAUCUGCAUGUGGACAAUGCACGUAGCAUCGCACGCUAUUGCCCCCGGUUCAAGAACCUGAUCGUGUGGGAAUGGAUGGAAUUCACCAUAAGUAGUGCCAGGUUCGUUGACGAUGACUCUGACAGUGAGACUGAAGAGGAAGAGACAUCGGCCGGAGAUUUCCUCAUGGCUCUGCGGCGCAAUACCUUGGAACGGUUCGAGAUCUCUCGUGAUUCACACUUCAAGCCUUCCAUGGUCCAGGGCCUGGUUGCUCAUUCCCAAUCCAUGCGUGUGUUGAAAUUGCCCAAGUUCCGGUCGGAGCUGGUGGUCGAACUCCUGAAAUCGAAUCCCCUGCAGUCCCUCGAAGCUGUCCACUUUUUCCUCGGUUAUGAGAAACGCGCUGAGAUAGCUCAGCCGUUCGGACAGUGGCUAGGUGCUUGCCAAAACUUGCGUCGGAUCGAGACUUGGCUUUACCAUGACGAACUGUUGAUGCUAGCGAAUGCCCUCCAACAUCCCAUCCCUUCCUUGGAAGUCCUUAUCGUCCAGCAGAAUUACGAGGAUGAUCCCAGGAUCAUCGACGCCUUCUACCGCGGUGUCUCGCGUCAGCGAAACUUGCAGGAGCUCACACUUAACACCGAGAUGACAAGCAACAAGAGUGUAUUCAUGUGGUGCCUGUUCCAUUUAAAGAAGCUUCGCAAACUAAAUCUGAGAAGAGUGUCGUCCCAGCUCACAUUGCCCGACAUUGGAACUCUUACCUCCAACUUCCCCGACCUCACCUGGCUGGGUCUGUGCGUGACUCCGGUCGUCGAUGAAAUCUGGGACUACAUCGUCGCGCCCAAGCUCCGCUACCUCCAUUUGGUCGGCAUUGGUGUCUUGCAUGCUCAACCAGUCCUUGAUUUUAUUCAUCGGUUGGGCGAGCAGAACAGAGGAUUCACACUGAAGCUCAAGUUCAGCACCUUUGCGGAGCUCUACACCACGGUCUCGGACGAGGAUCAUCGCGCCAUUGCGUACGCGCUGUUCAGUCAUCUGGAUGGUCGUCUCCUUCCUUACAGAGAAAUGCUCUAG